This is a messenger RNA of Hibiscus syriacus, 1350 nucleotides long. Its product is annotated as omega-amidase, chloroplastic-like. Gene Ontology annotation, molecular function: omega-amidase activity. The coding region runs from base 22 to 1137 and encodes 371 amino acids. The record is from RefSeq and is a predicted model, not a curated record. Lineage: Eukaryota; Viridiplantae; Streptophyta; Magnoliopsida; Malvales; Malvaceae. The transcript is spliced from 10 exons. Gene Ontology annotation, biological process: oxaloacetate metabolic process; L-glutamine metabolic process. Gene Ontology annotation, cellular component: mitochondrion.
CACGAGAAACUGAAGUGAGAGAUGAAGUCAGCGGUGUCAUCACUACUUAGCUCCAAGAAUUCUGCAUUCUCACGCAGCUUUCUUCAACAUUCAUCAAAACCCAUUUCUCAGACAACAUUCUUAAUCUCAAAUAUUCCCCAAAACACCAGAAAUCUGUACAAUCAAAGUUACCCAAAGCUGCAAAUCAGACCCAUCUCAACAGAAUCAUCGGUAAUGGCAUCAGCUUCCAUGUCUGAGCUAGCCAGGGAACCCCCUGCCCUUCCUCUUCCCACCCCUCCUCUCACCAAGUUCAAGAUUGGGCUUUGUCAGCUGUCGGUGACGCCAGAUAAAGAGAGGAACAUAAAGAAUGCUCAGAAGGCCAUCGAGGAGGCUGCUCAAAAGGGUGCCCAGCUUGUUCUUUUGCCUGAAAUAUGGAACAGCCCGUAUUCGAAUGACAGCUUCCCUGUUUAUGCUGAAGAUAUCGAUGCAGGCGGUGAUGCUUCUCCUUCUACGGCUAUGCUGUCUGAAGUCGCUAGUCACCUGAAGAUCACAAUAGUUGGCGGUUCUAUACCCGAAUGCUGUGGCGAUAAGUUGUAUAAUACUUGUUGUGUCUUUGGUUCCGAUGGAACGCUCAAAGCCAAGCAUCGCAAGAUUCACCUUUUCGAUGUCGAUAUUCCCGGGAAGAUUACCUUUAUGGAAUCGAAGACACUUACUGCAGGGGAGACUCCUACUGUUGUGGACACAGAUGUUGGACGUAUCGGUAUAGGAAUCUGUUACGACAUUCGGUUUACGGAAUUAGCAAUGAUUUAUGCUGCAAGAGGUGCUCACUUGAUAUGCUAUCCUGGAGCAUUUAACAUGACAACUGGGCCAUUGCAUUGGGAGUUGUCGCAGAGAGCAAGGGCUAUGGAUAAUCAGUUAUAUGUUGCAACUUGUUCACCUGCUCGAGAUCCUAGAGCCGGUUACGUGGCUUGGGGUCACUCAACACUUGUAGGACCUUUUGGGGAAGUUCUGGCCACGACUGAACAUGAAGAAGACAUACUAAUAGCAGAGAUUGAUUAUUCGAUACUCGAGCAACGAAGGGCAAGUCUUCCCUUCACAAAACAACGGCGAGGCGAUCUUUACAAGCUGGUCGACAUCCAGAGGCUCAACUCUCACUGAUGUAAGAGGGGAGGAGAGAACCUUGUGAUGAAACUCAUCGAUACGAGAGUUUUCGUUCGAACUCCAUUAAGAGUCCUUUGUUAAUGGAACUCAUCAGUUUAUGAAUAUUGUUUUUUCAAAAAAGUUUGUAUUAACCAAAAUAAAAUGAUCUAGUGAGAUGAUAUAUUAUAUUCCUAAGUAAGAUUAAAAGUUCAAUUCUUGACGCGAAUGGAA